Messenger RNA from Musa acuminata AAA Group (dessert banana), 1068 nucleotides. Its product is annotated as zinc transporter ZTP29-like. Gene Ontology annotation, cellular component: membrane. Lineage: Eukaryota; Viridiplantae; Streptophyta; Magnoliopsida; Zingiberales; Musaceae. Gene Ontology annotation, biological process: zinc ion transmembrane transport. The coding region runs from base 97 to 918 and encodes 273 amino acids. The record is from RefSeq and is a predicted model, not a curated record. Gene Ontology annotation, molecular function: zinc ion transmembrane transporter activity. The transcript has 12 exons.
CUGAAUAGUUUGCCUCUCUCAAUCCUCUCCCGCUUCUUCUUCGAGAAGCCUCUCUUUCAUCCGAACAGAGGGACGCCUUGAAGGGGUUCGUUCUCGAUGGACGCGCAAGUGCUCGUCGCCCUCGCGCUCUCGCUGGUAGGCGGAUUGAGCACCUCGAUUGGUGGGCUUUUGGUGAUUCUUAGUAAUGCUCCCAAUCUUAAGAUGAUCGGGAGCUUACAGGGUUUUGCUGCCGGACUUAUGAUGAGCAUGUCUUUUUUCGAUUUGGCACAUAAUGCUAUGAAUUCCCUUGGUUUCUUUAGAGGCAACAUCUGGUUCUUUGUAGGUGUUUUGUUCUUUGCUUCUGUCGUCAAUUUCAUCCCAGAACCAAGUGUUCCAGGAACUUGUAAGGAAGAUGGUGAUGGAUCAGUUAAGGACAUGAUCAGGAAGCACCACCGCCAAGUCUUAUUUAGUGGAAUAGUUACUGCAGUUGUUGCAGGAAUUACUGUGCAUAACUUUCCUGAAGGAAUGGCCGUUUUUAUUGGAACAACCAAGGGACUUCGAAUUGGCAUUACAUUCGCACUGGCUAUUGCUCUUCACAAUAUUCCUGAGGGUGUUGCUGUUGCUCUUCCUGUCUAUUAUGCCACGGAAAGCAAAUGGCAGGCUUUCAAAUUGGCAGCACUUUCAGGUUUUGCUGAACCUCUAGGUGUGAUAAUCAUAGCUUAUCUUUUCCCAAGAAAUCUAAAUCCUGAAAUUCUUGAAGGGUUGCUUGGAUCAGUGGCUGGCGUGAUGGCUUUUCUCACAUUGCAUGAAAUGCUACCUAUAGCAUUUGACUAUGCAGGUCAUAAACAAGCUGUUCAAGCACUUUUUCUUGGCAUGGCUUUUAUGUCUGUGAGUUUGUAUUUCUUAGACAUCAGCCUCCCAAAGGAGAUGAGAUUGUAGCUGUGGUCGUGGUCUACUCUGUGUUGUAAUCAUAAAAAAUUCCUUGUAUAUUGCAAAUCUCUAGACAGGUUCUUCAUUUAUCGAUACCAAAUUUAUUUAUUGUGUACAAUUGUAUUUUUUAUGUAUAAUGUUUCUUUUACUAUCAUUCUC